AUGGGUCGGAGCAGAAGUCGAACUCCUCCUCGACGAGGUGAGUGAAGCUAACGACGCUAAUGCUACCAUUACGUUUGGUGUACGAUGUGGCUGAUGGGCGAGUUUUAUAUUUAUUUUUAACACCAAGAAAGUCAAGUUUACAGUAUAUUAUAUGCAACUUUAGCAAUUACCAAGUACUUUUAAAUUUUUGUGGUAGAAAUGCGGAUGUAAAGGAAUCGUCUAGAAGUCUAGCCUUUGUUGGAUGAAGCCAUCUGAUGGAGACCACUGAUGAUCAAACGCUGUAACUCAUUAAAAAUGUAGUAAAACAAAGAACAUUUGGACCUUAAAGUUACAUUAAGAGGUUAAGAGUAUCGUGUAAAGCUAAGAAACAUAUACUAAAAACCAAAAAUAAUAUAAAUGGAAAUAAACCAUGCAACACAGGAAUUACAUCAACAAAGACCUAAGGCCCAGAGAUGAGAGGAAAAAUAAUAAUCAAUCAAUCAAUAAUAAGAUAAAUGAAGGAAGGUAGUAGCAUACCUUAAUGGGGAAUGCAAUAUAACACAGGAUAUGUGAAUACAUAAUUAAAACACAAGGCAAUAAUAUGAUAAAUGCAUUGAUUAUAUUGAUUAAUCAAAGAGUACAGUCAGUCCCUGAAGUGCAAGAUUAAUGCCAACACCACUGUAGGGCCUGAAGUUGUGAAGUGUGUAAUUAAACUGAAAGGGAAAUGGGUUUAGCUUUGAUUCAUUCUUGGCACCAGCAGUACGAUACAUCCACUGUACAAGUCCGAACAAAGAUCUAUCGCUGCAUUUCUGUUUGUAACACCUCCAGUUCAAAGUCAGCUGACCUGCUGUGAGUUUACACCAGCCCUGGCCUCAUAUAUCUUCAUUUUCAAAGCUUUUCUGUCUAAAUUCUAGACCAUUAGAUUACUAGUCCUUAAGUAUGGAGUUCACAGCAAUUUUUUUGUACAAUUUGUUUUAAAAUAAACUUUGAGGUUUUGUGCUCGUUUUGCCUGGAAUAAUAAAUGUAGAGAAUCAUUUCAUAACCCUGGUAAAACCUCUUAGAUUGGUCUCAAGCUUUGGUUUUUAAUGUCUUGUUUAUAUCUACGUUUUGGGUGUGAUUGCUCUUUUGUUUCUACCUUUGCUGCUUUAUUACAGAGAGGAGGCGAUCCCGCUCGACUUCAAGGGACCGUGAGCGAAGGCGAAGGGACAGGGAUCGCUCUCGAUCUCGAGACAGAGACCGUGAACGCCGGAGAAGUCGCUCUCGAUCUCCUCACAGGAGGCGCUCAAGGUGAAGAAACACUGUUUGUGGUCAUUAAAAAUGGCUGGUGUUUGUCUUUAUAGAAUGUAGGACGUGUGGUUAUAGUUUAAAUGUCAGUGACUCUGAGUGUAUCAAGUUUGUUCUGUCUUUUUAGGUAAUUAGUUUUCUUUGGUUCUUGUGUAUCAGACAGUGCUCAUUUUAUGUGAGUAAUUCUCAUAUUUCAGGGUUAUCUUCACAGAGUAGUACACUCAUCAAAGAAAUGCACAUUUGUAAUUUUACAAAAACACACUAAGAUAUUCAGUCCACAAAGAAUAUUCCAACAAGUGCGGUUGGUCAAAUCCAUAUUAGUGAUGAUAAUAACAGUAAUUAAAAGGAAGAAAAUGAUUAUAUUUGAAAACAGCAAAAGAAAAAAAAAAAAACUCAUAAAUUAUAACUUAUGUCAUGUAAUGUCUGGAUAGUCAUUUGAAAAGCUGUGUCCCUGAUCAGUUUUCUCUGUGAUUUUAAAAGACCUUAUCAAAGAUAGAACAUAAGAAUCACACUGAGAUGCAGAAGUGUCAUCAGUCAUUUGUCGUGGUAACCCUUCCUGCAGCCAUCUUUGUGUUUUCUCUGUAGGUCCCCUCCCAGACGUCACCGCUCCUCCUCCCUCUCCCCUAUGAGACAAAAAGACAGACGUGAAGAUGAGCGCAAAGACGCGAAGGAAAAGUCAUCCAAACCUAUCCAGAUCUCAGGUAUGUCUUUGGUUUCUAUAUAAAUGGAUAAAAGAAAUUCAUCCUUUCUGGGCUUGUGACUGUUUGAAGUUUGUCAUUGUUGUUUGCUCAAAAUUCAACACAAUUUUGUUAUAACAGCUGAAGACAUGCAGGGAAAAACAGAGGAGGAAAUAGAGAUGAUGAAACUGAUGGGAUUUUCUGGGUUUGACACCACCAAGGUGAGUUCAGAGGGGUGUCAUUUUCUGUACAGCCACAGGGGGGUGCAGUGAAUGUCAUUCCGAGUUCUUUACAUCCUGCAGCUCACUCGCCUGUUGUUGUGUUUGUGGACCUGCUUUAUAUCCCAGUUUCAUGUGACUGCUCUGAUCUGUGACCAACAAGGUUACUGACUGUGGUUUCAGAGCAGUCAGUGAAGAUUCACUGUGUAGGUCGGUCCUGAACAGGCUGUGAUCACAGUUCAGAUGUGUGCCUUUGAGGGAUAUAAACACUCUUUGGAAGUGUUCAUUAUCAAGUAUAAAACAUCCAUCAAUAUGCUUAAACUUUUCCUCUGAUCAAAACGAAACCAUUUGUAAUUUCCUGUAUUUUGUAUUUUUAGCAGCACCAUAAUGGGUAUUACUGCAUAGCUGCAGAACAUAGAGAGGCGGUCAGAUAGUUUAACAUACUGAGGAUGAAAAUGCGGAGCAGGAUCAUAAAACUACAGAUUGUAAAACCUCAAACUGCUGGAUGUGAGAAUGCUACGAUAAGGAAACCAAACUGAGAAAUACUCCAGACUCAAAAGUGCCCAGUUCUCUGCCUUCUGUUUCUCACUAAGAUAAGCAAGUCUUCUUGAUUGGGUGUUGGUUCGAAGCAUGAUUGGAUCAAUAUCAGCCCAGUGGGAGAAAACACCGUCUGUAAGGGCACAAUGUUGCUGGUAUGCAGACAUACUGGUGUACCAACCCCUACAGUUUCUGUGUCAACUUUCUACCGGUCUGUCAGCUUUUAUUCAGAGAAGGGGUAAUGUCCCAUAAAAAGUUCCCGACCACAGUGUCUAUGUCAAUAGGGGCAGGAGGGUGUAGGUGAUCUCCCCAGCUGAAAAAGAGCUUUAGCUGUUUAGUUUGGAUUACAUAAAAAUGCUCUAAACGACAACACCCUGAUAGCUGAACAUGGUGUCAGACCACACAUUAAUUAGCCUAUCUCUACCUAAUACAAAAUUAAAAAUGCACGCUCAAGCUUGUUCUCAACAGACACUCACUCAGUAUUAGAGUAAUUAUUUCAGAGACGAACCACAGUCACUUUUUGCAAGCCAAAUCAAGUCCCAUGGUUUUGGCUCAGAGUCCAAGUGAAGCCUCUCCCUGUGUUGAUAAGUAACAACCAAAUACAUUUGUGUAAUCACGAAAUGGGAAGCUACUCCGCUUAAAAUUUAUCAAUAUCAAUCAGGACUCAGAAUGAAAAGCUAUUUAUUACAAUUAUUAAACUUAUCUUGCUUGACAGAAAGCCUUUGCUGAUUGAACUCUAUGGGGAGAUUUUCAAGAUGAUAGGAUGACUGAUCUGUGAACAGCAGAAAAAUCCCCCCAUGGAGCAGAAAGCUGUCUAACAUAAUUAAAAAAUCACCCAAAAAAUGCUAUUUGUAUUUCUUUAUUUAGCACAGAUUAAAAACAGUGCAAGGAGGGAACGAAGAUGAUAGGCUUAUACAAAGUUCCACUCCUGUCAGGGCAGAGAAAGCAUAAGGUGCAGACAACAAAGUAACUAGGACAUAGACAGGUUACACAUAUACAAUGAUUAGGGAAAGGUCAAACAGAUACAAAUCGCCAUAAAUGGAACACAGACUAAUUAUCAAACAGUGAUAAAGACAAUAUAAGUAUUCAUAGAAAUGAAAGGAACAUGAUCAUAACAAAUAAUGAUGUAUUUAAGACAUGAGGAAUUUUAUUGAUUUUAGAGAUGCAUCCAGAUUAUUCCACAGUGUCGGACCUCUAAAAGUGAUGUUAGACUAAUGCUACAAGUUUGACAGGAGGGUAACUGAAGAUGGCCAUUUUGUCUUGUUGAGUACGGGUGAAGGUCGGAUGAAAAUGUAAAAAAGUUUUUGAAAGUUUCAGGAAGGUGUUGUUUGUUAUUGAUGAACUUGUGGACAUAUAUACAAGAGUGAAAGACAUUGAGUUUGAUGCUCAGUAGUUCUGCUUGAAUGGCCAUCUUAUUUAUGGUCUAUAUGAGUGUAGCCUGGGCUGUUUUGUCAGCAAGUGACGUGGUGUGGCUGCAGGCGCAUCAGGAGUGGAAGACAACAUGGGAUUAGAGGAAAUUAUGUAGAGAUCCUGAUGUUAGUGAGACAAGACAAAGAGUCGUGAAGCUUGAGUAUGGGUCAAGUCAGGUUAGUGUGCAACUUUAGUAAUUUUAACUAUGAGGGACUCUUGUUCCAAUUGUAUUCGUCAGUGGAUUUCUUAAUAUGCUCCAUGUCAAGACUAAUGAUGUCUCUCCAGCACUCUUCAACAAGGCUGUGAGGCUGUGUGAGCCAAAUUACCAGCAACUAAGGCUCAGUCUUCAUCCAGAUGAGAGCAAUAGCUGGGAGUGACAUUGACAUGACUUAGAUAACAUCUUGAACAUUUGAAUAAAGCCACCCUGACAGGCUCUGAAUGUCAGUUCCCAGGCCAACCUUGAAUUCACAUUACAGCAUGCACCUGUUUUAAUAGAAUUCCAUGUUUUUCAAGAUUUUUCGUCCAUGAUUAUGUAGUUUUGUGAUGGAGGGGAGUGAACUGUGUCAAGCAAAUAAUAUUCCACUCUCUGUUUUAUGAGUUACACACUUUUUGAACUGUUGUUUGUGAUGCUUUGUUUGGUCAGAGGCAGUAACUGUGUUUUCAAACAGGGGAGGAAAAGCGACGGAUCGGCUAAUGCGUAUGCUGUCAAUGUGACCAUGAAGAGGAAAUACAGGUAUGUCAAAAGAAGAACUUUUCUAACUGGGUACAGCUGUUUGUUGGUUGUGCAGCAUCACAACACUGCUGAAUUAUCUGCAGACACUUGCUAAAAAUGUGUCUUUAGGUCUAAAUGCCGCUCUACAGGGAUCUUUUUGAAGUAAUCGUUUAAACCUAAGUCGUCGAUCAGGCGUUCGGCUGAAAACAUCAACUUUUCAGUCCCCUCACAGUGGGCUCUCUCAGCAUCAACCACUGUUAUUGUAGCCAAUCACCUCUGCAGGUGUUUCUAAGCAGACAUCCUGACUCUCCCAUUGGUGCUCGAUGAUGUAAUCUGCAAGUGUUGCGAGGGUAACAGUGAUGCAAUGUUUUUCUCAUAUAUAUAUUUAUUUUUUUUAGGCAGUACAUGAACAGGAAAGGUGGAUUCAACAGACCACUGGAUUUCAUCGCCUAA
Xyrichtys novacula (pearly razorfish) is the source of this 5270-nucleotide messenger RNA. The record is from the annotation of a GenBank genome assembly. NCBI's taxonomy places the organism in Eukaryota, Metazoa, Chordata, Actinopteri, Labriformes, Labridae.